CGGGGCUGGCAGGGCAGCAUGGCGGCGCCCAUGGAAGUGGCGGUGUGUACGGACUCCGCGGCGCAGCAAUGGAGCUGUGUGGUGUGGGAGCUUCAUUCGGGCGCCAACCUGCUCACCUAUCGCGGCGGCCAAGCGGGGCCCAGGGGCCUGGCGCUGCUCAACGGCGAGUACCUGCUGGCGGCGCAGCAGGGCAAGAACUACAUCUGCGCCUGGGAGCUGCAGCGCAAGGACCAGCUCCAACAGAAAAUUAUGUGUCCUGGGCCUGUCACCUGCCUGACCACAGCACCCAACGGCCUGUAUGUCCUGGCAGGGAUCUCAGAGAGCAUCUACCUGUGGGAGGUCUCCACUGGGAACCUCCUGGUCAUCCUCAGCCGUCACUACCAGGACGUGUCCUGCCUGAAGUUCACAGGUGACGGCAGCCACUUUGUUUCUGGGGGCAAGGACUGCCUGGUGCUGGCUUGGAGCCUCUGCAGUGUGCUUCAGGCAGACCCAUCCAGGAUCCUCGCCCCAAGGCAUGUCUGGUCCCACCACACACUCCCGAUCACAGACCUGCACUGCGGCUUUGGGGGCCCCAUGGCCCGGGUGGCCACUGCUUCGCUGGACCAGACCAUGAAGCUCUGGGCCAUCUCCUCGGGAGACCUGCUGCUGUCUGUCUUGUUUGAUGUGGGCAUCACUUCGGUGACCAUGGACCUGGCAGAGUACCAUGUGUUCUGUGGAGGCAGCGAUGGCUCCAUCUUCCAGGUGGACUUGUGCAGCUGGCCCGGACUGAGGGAGCACAGCUUCCAGCCUGAGCAGAGCGCAGGGAAGGUCUUCAAAGGACACAGGAACCAAGUGACGUGCCUGUCGGUGUCCACGGACGGCAGUGUGCUCCUCUCCGGCUCCCAUGACGAGUCCGUGCGACUGUGGGACGUGAAAAGCAAGCAGUGCUUGCGCACAGUCACCCUCAAAGGCCCAGUGACUAACGCAGCCAUCACACUAGCCCCACCAGGCAUGCUGAACCCAGAGCUGAGGCCCAGCCUGCCCCUGCCUCACUUCAACAAGCACCUGCUGGGCGCUGAGCACGGAGACGAGGCCCAGGGUAGCGGCCUGCGCCUGCAGCUAGGCCUCCACCUGCAGGGAGCUGAGCAGAGCUACCUGGAGCGUCUGGAGCAGCUGCAAGCAGUGCUGUCCGGCUAUCUGGAUAAGAACAUGCUAGGCAACCAGAUGCUGCCAGCACGGGUUUGGGAGCUGGAAGAGGAGGUGCGCAACCUGCGCAAGAUCAACCGCGACCUCUUCGACUUCUCUACGCGAAUCAUCACGCGGCCCUCUAAGUGAUGCGCGCGGGGCGGCUGCCACACACUUACCACGACCUGUGAUCUGUUGUUUUUAACAAAGGAUGGACAAAGAAUCUUA
Acomys russatus (golden spiny mouse) is the source of this 1392-nucleotide messenger RNA. RefSeq names its product WD repeat domain 18 (gene Wdr18). Lineage: Eukaryota; Metazoa; Chordata; Mammalia; Rodentia; Muridae. Bases 19 to 1314 code for a protein of 431 amino acids. The transcript has 9 exons. Gene Ontology annotation, molecular function: protein binding. Gene Ontology annotation, biological process: DNA-templated DNA replication; rRNA processing. Gene Ontology annotation, cellular component: nuclear pre-replicative complex. The record is from RefSeq and is a predicted model, not a curated record.